UAUUCUUCGCGUAGAAUGUUUUACUCAAGAAUAAUAUACAGCUUUCUAAGGAAGUGGUCGUAUAUUUUGUAGACAUUGCUGCUUCCUCUGCUAAUCAAAAUUGAUCGAAAUCGGUCAGAAUACAAGAGACGAAUAGAAGAUGGCUGCUAGCUUUAGAAACAUUAUUGUUGUUGGGGGAUCUUAUGUCGGCGUGGCCACCACACAAGGUCUUGCCAAUCUCUUACCAUCAACCCAUCGUGUUCUCUUAAUUGAGCCGCAUAGUCAUUUCCAUCAUCUAUUCGCUUUUCCACGAUUCGCCAUCGUCCCUGCAUACGAACACAAGGCCUUUAUUCCUUACUCCGGUACCUUUGCCGAGGCGCCCAACCCAUACCGACAUCAUGUUGUCCAGGCACGAGUCUCUCAGUUACACAAAGACCGCGUCGUCCUCGACCGGGAUUGGCAGGGUCUGCGCGAGAUCCCCUACGACUAUCUAGUCAUGGCCACUGGCACAAGGUUGCGGGCACCUGGUACCAUGCAAAACGAUGAGAAGCCUCUGUCGGUGAAAUACCUACAGGGCUACCAGCAGCGCAUCAAGGAUGCGAAGUCGGUCGCUAUCGUUGGUGGCGGCGCCGUCGGAGUACAGAUGGCGACGGACCUCAAGGAAAUAUAUCCGGAGAAGGAGAUCAUGCUAGUACAUUCACGAGAGCAGCUAAUGCCAGUAUAUCACAGCAAGCUGAGCGAUAUAAUCAAAGCACGAUGUCACGAACUAGGCGUCAAACUUAUCCUCGGGUCUCGCGUGAAUAUCCCAGCAGAUGACUUCCAACAGACCGCAUCCCCAGGCAAGCCCAUAACAAUAUCUCUCGAGAACGGCACCACGCUCUCCGCAGACGUCGUCAUCCCCGCGACAGGACAAACGCCCAACACGCAAUUCCUCCACACGCUCCCACCCUCAUCGCCAAACUCGCUCAUCAACCCGGCCAACGGCUUCGUCCGCGUCCGUCCGACACUGCAGCUCCAGGACCCGGGGUACCCGCACGUAUUCGCGGUCGGCGACGUCGCCGACAGCGGCGCGCACAAAGCGGCUCGGCCGGGCGCGGCACAAGCACAAGUCGUAGCCAAGAACAUCCUCGCCCUAGUCGAGGGGCGCGAGGCCGUUGACACGAUAGAAGUGAGCCCCGCGGCGAUCCAUUUGACGCUCGGUCUGACGAAGAACCUGAUCUUCCGCAAUCCGGAUCCAUCGAAGGGGGAGACUGAGCCUACGAUAGUGCCUAGAGAGGACGGGAAGCGCGAUAUGGGGAUACACGGAGUCUGGACUCGACGCGGAGUCAAAGUCCAGGGGGAGGCCGACUAUCAUCUAUAGGCAAGUACCUAAUUAGUUCAGCCCGACCGAAUACGUCAAAAGUUGAGAAUUUCAAGUUCUUCUAUUUAAACAGAUAGAACGUCACAGAAUCGCGCGUACACCGCCUUUGAAAUUACGGGGACACCGUCGUGACUUUCACGACGUGGAUAAGGAUACUCGAGCGAGGUUUGAGGUUAACCGAGUUGUGUACCAGGGGUGGGUAGACAUGCGUGUUUUUGGCAUUGAAAAUGUUGAAUGGAAAGAGGAAAUGGCGAUGGCGAAUUAGACUAGAUAUGGCAGAAAGGUAAUCAACGGAAUGAUUCCACAGUGAGAAAUACCUAGCGAAAUGGAGGAAAGAUGAGAAUUCACCAAUCUCUUCGCUUCUAAGAUCAGCCAUUCAAUAAUUGCGCCUCGAUUCUUCGGAUCAUUCGCGAGGGACAAGACUUCUACUGAUUGACUAACGUGUUUCGAACAAGUUAAGAAAGAAAGUCUGAUACCGGGCGUCACAAUAUAGGUCAUAAAGACGAUC
Xylaria bambusicola is the source of this 1847-nucleotide messenger RNA. RefSeq lists its product as uncharacterized. Gene Ontology annotation, cellular component: cytoplasm. The transcript has 8 exons. The record is from RefSeq and is a predicted model, not a curated record. Gene Ontology annotation, molecular function: electron-transferring-flavoprotein dehydrogenase activity; flavin adenine dinucleotide binding. NCBI's taxonomy places the organism in Eukaryota, Fungi, Ascomycota, Sordariomycetes, Xylariales, Xylariaceae. The coding region runs from base 140 to 1339 and encodes 399 amino acids.